AUGGCAUCACAAUCCACCAACGCAGCUCACCUCCUCCCAUCCAGCUACAAAACCCAAAUAACAGGCUGGCUCGCCGAAGACACCCCCUCCUUCGACUACGCCGGCUUCGUCGUCGGCGAGACCCCCCGCACGGCAACCCUCCUCGCCAAAUCGCCCGGCAUCCUCGCCGGCGCCCCCUUCUUCAGCGAAGUCUUCAGCCAGACCGGCUGCACCAUCGAGUGGCACUACGCGGAGGGCACGCCCCUCGACCCAGCGUCCUCGCCGUCCGGCAAAAUCAAGGUCGCUACCGUGACGGGUCCCGUGCGAAACAUCCUCCUCGGUGAACGAGUUGCUCUUAAUACGCUCGCGCGGUGCUCUGGCAUCGCCACCGAGUCGCAUCGGCUGGUUUCGCUAGUUCGCAAGGCUGGAUAUACGGGUAUUCUGGCGGGUACGCGCAAGACCACACCGGGGUUUAGACUGGUUGAAAAGUAUGGGAUGUUGGUGGGCGGUGCGGACACGCACAGGAUGGAUCUGAGCACCAUGAUUAUGCUCAAGGAUAAUCAUGUCUGGAGUAGGGGGAGCAUUACGGAUGCGGUGAAGGCGGCGAAGGCAGUGGGUGGAUUUAGCGUCAAGGUGGAGGUCGAGGUGCAGAGUGAGAAGGAGGCGGAUGAGGCGAUUGCUGCGGGUGCGGAUGUCGUCAUGUUGGAUAACUUUACGGGGGAUGGGGUCAAGAUUGCGGCGAGGUCGUUGAAGGAGCGCUGGCAGGGCAAGAGUUUCCUGUUGGAGGUUUCGGGUGGGUUGAGGAGUGAUAAUGUCGAAGCCUAUGUUUGCAAUGACGUCGACAUCAUCUCAACUAGUUCCAUCCACCAGGGUGUACCGCACGUCGACUUUUCUCUCAAAAUUGAACAUUAA
Pochonia chlamydosporia 170 is the source of this 891-nucleotide messenger RNA. RefSeq names its product nicotinate-nucleotide pyrophosphorylase. NCBI's taxonomy places the organism in Eukaryota, Fungi, Ascomycota, Sordariomycetes, Hypocreales, Clavicipitaceae. Gene Ontology annotation, biological process: NAD+ biosynthetic process; quinolinate catabolic process. Bases 1 to 891 code for a protein of 296 amino acids. The transcript has 2 exons. The record is from RefSeq and is a predicted model, not a curated record. Gene Ontology annotation, molecular function: nicotinate-nucleotide diphosphorylase (carboxylating) activity. Gene Ontology annotation, cellular component: cytoplasm.